AUGUCGGGCCUCGAAGGCGGCAAAAGGAAGCCCCUAAAACAGCCCAAGAAGCAGGCCAAGGAAGAUAAGGCUCUCAAGCAGAAACAAAAAGAGGAGCAGAAGAAACUCAAGGAGCUGAAAGCCAAGGCUGUGGGGAAGGGACCACUGGCCACAGCUGGAAUUAAGAAAUAUGGGAAAACGUAA
Molecule: messenger RNA, 183 nt
Organism: Mesocricetus auratus (golden hamster)
Lineage: Eukaryota; Metazoa; Chordata; Mammalia; Rodentia; Cricetidae
Product: translation machinery-associated protein 7-like
Exons: 1
Coding region: 1-183 (60 amino acids)
Source: RefSeq, a predicted model, not a curated record